Messenger RNA from Vespula pensylvanica (western yellowjacket), 1091 nucleotides. RefSeq names its product U6 snRNA phosphodiesterase. NCBI's taxonomy places the organism in Eukaryota, Metazoa, Arthropoda, Insecta, Hymenoptera, Vespidae. Gene Ontology annotation, cellular component: nucleus. Gene Ontology annotation, molecular function: 3'-5'-RNA exonuclease activity. The record is from RefSeq and is a predicted model, not a curated record. Bases 226 to 990 code for a protein of 254 amino acids. The transcript has 4 exons. Gene Ontology annotation, biological process: U6 snRNA 3'-end processing.
GAUAUACAAACUAUAUUUUGUUUUUAUUCUGAUAUAAAGAAAAUAUUGCUACACAGAAGAAAAUUAGUGCUUAAGUGAUAUCAUGAGACAACUAAGCGAUGUUGUUUAUUAGCACCAAUCAAUUUUACGUUCACCAAUAAGAAUCAAGAUAUUGACGUACUUUCCGCGGAGCGAAUAUUUUUCCAUCGAAUAUAGUAACUUAUUUGAGCUGAAAAUUUUAGAAAUAUGUCAAGUAUUAAUAGUUUGAACUUAAUUAGUGAAUAUUAUUCGUCUAAUUCAGAAGAUGAAGAAGAAGAAAAUGAAAAAUAUAAAAAAAUUGGUGAAAGUUUUUCUGUACCUCAAAGUAUCCUAUUAUGGAAAGGAGUUCCUCAUCACGAAGAAAUAAUAGAUAAUCCAUCAGAUCAUAAAGGAAAGAUAAGAACUUUUAAACAUGAACGUGGCAACUGGGCAACGUUAGUUUAUGUAAAUUAUACACCUAGUGACGUUAUGCUCUCUUGGAUAAGGUCAAUUGGAAUUUUGUUGCCAAAAGAUAGCAAUAUACUUUUCGAACAAUUCCACGUUAGUCUUACUCGAACAUUGAUUUUAAAAUUUCAUUGGAUCGAAUCCUUUGUUGAAAGUUUAAAAAAAUUAUUUCAAAAGACAAACAAAUUUACUAUGGAACUUACUGAUAUAAAAGUAUAUUGCAAUGAAGAAAGAACUCGUACAUUUCUAGGAAUAAAUUGUUACAGUAAUGUAUUAAAUUAUCUAAUUUCUACUAUUGAUAAUUUAUUGAAAGAAUAUCAAUUACCAUUAUUUUAUGAGGACCCUUCAUUCCAUAUAAGUAUCCUUUGGUGGGUAGGAGAUAAAGAAGACUACCUCAACAAAGUUCUACCUUCAAUCAAAUCUAGUUUCAAUAAAUUUUUGAUUGAUUAUACAGAAGAAAACUAUGUACAUAUUAAUGAAUUAUAUUGUAAAGUAGGAAAUAAACUUUAUACAUUUAAAUUACAAUAAGAUUAUGGGUGUUAAUAAUACUGUAAAUACAUAAUUAUAUUUAUAAGAUACUAGAAAUUUAAUUUAUCGUUCUUAAUAUUAUAACUAUGAUGGUUUAAAAA